AUGGCCACCGCUGUGAGGACCGCCUUGAAAGUCAUGCGACCCGAGAUAGCAACAUGCUUGCCUUUCCAAGGCACCAAAUUGCAGCAGCCUUGUCCUCUAGGAGCUCGGCUUUGCAGUGCUAGUUUUUGUACCUCACAAGCGCACGGCACCUCCAUAGCCAAGGAAUUCUCCGCCCGCAUGGUCCUCUCGGCCGUCCUGCUCGCGGCAGGCAUCACGCUGAUGCUCGUCGUGCACAUCCUCGUGGUCCUCUGGGUGCUGAGGCGGGGCAUGACGGCCCGCGUCGCCGAGCACGCGGAGGAAGACGCGGGCCUUACCGCCGAAGAGCUCGGCGUGCUGCCAUGCCACGACUUCAAAGAAGGCGGCGCCGGCGAGUGCGCGGUGUGCCUGGAGGCGUUCAUGGCCGGCGACCGUUGCAUGGUGCUGCCCCGGUGCGAGCACGGGUUCCACGCCGAGUGCGUCGGCUCGUGGCUGCGCAAGAGCCGCCUGUGCCCCAUCUGCCGGGCCGAGGUGGCCGGCGCGGUGGCCGCCGAGGUCGUCGUGGAGGUCGCUGCUGCCUGAUGCCCGUCGUUGGGUAGUUGGAUGCAGUGUUUGCAGGUGUUUGGUAGGUUCUCUUCUGUACUGUGUACAGCGUUUCUGCAUUUGUUAUGUAUAUAGCCAUCUUGUUGAUUUAGAUG
This is a messenger RNA of Triticum aestivum (bread wheat), 674 nucleotides long. RefSeq names its product E3 ubiquitin-protein ligase ATL23-like. The record is from RefSeq and is a predicted model, not a curated record. Bases 1 to 558 code for a protein of 185 amino acids. The transcript is spliced from 2 exons. NCBI's taxonomy places the organism in Eukaryota, Viridiplantae, Streptophyta, Magnoliopsida, Poales, Poaceae.